AUGACUGGCCGGCCUACCGGAACUUCAGAUAGGUUCUGUAUGACACCUUUGCCAAUACCUUUCGAAGAAGAGCAAUUCCAUCGAGAUCCUGCUGCCAGACUCUUAGCAGAUUCGGAGUUUCGUGCUGAGUAUAUGCGGGACUUUACAUUCUUCGGAUGCACCCCUGCGAACUCGCCUCCAAAUACCGACAAAAUUGGCGGCCGAAGGCCUGGCUCCAAACUUCAAGAUAUUAUCCCUAAUACUUCUCGGUAUUUUCUCUAUUUUGUCGAGCUGACCAAGAUCAUGCGUCAAGCAGUUGAUUCCUUGAUCAUCAAGGAUCAGGCCAUUUUAACAGGCGGAGGUGGAGCCUUGCCGUCAGACUUCAUAGUGUGA
Messenger RNA from Aspergillus welwitschiae, 372 nucleotides. RefSeq lists its product as uncharacterized. Bases 1 to 372 code for a protein of 123 amino acids. Lineage: Eukaryota; Fungi; Ascomycota; Eurotiomycetes; Eurotiales; Aspergillaceae. The transcript is spliced from 2 exons. The record is from RefSeq and is a predicted model, not a curated record.